Molecule: messenger RNA, 219 nt
Organism: Ilex paraguariensis (yerba mate)
Lineage: Eukaryota; Viridiplantae; Streptophyta; Magnoliopsida; Aquifoliales; Aquifoliaceae
Source: the annotation of a GenBank genome assembly
AUGAGAGCACGCCUCUUUAUGGAUCGGUGGGGAGCAGAUUUUAGGCUUUCAGCUGCUAAAGUUGGGAAGUCUUCUGACGCCAAAGCACGCCUCUUUAUGGAUCGGUGGGGAGCAGAUUUUAGGCUUUCAGCUGCUAAAGUUGGGAAGUCUUCUGACGCCAAGUACAUCAAGAUUUAUGGUUUCCCCACUGACUUUCACUGGUGCCAAUACAAGUCGUGA